UUUUGCUCCUUCCACUACACUGAACUUGUCAUUACUCUGUACUGGUAAUCAUGUUUGCUGCAGCUCGUUCUUCCUUGGCCCGCACUUCUUCUCGCGCUUUCUCAACAACGCCCUCGCGUUCAUAUGACCUGUCCAAACUCACACUCGUAGGCAGGUUGGGAAAGGAUCCCGAGCUCCGAACAACGAAGACUGAAAAGGAAUAUGUCGCAUAUACUGUUGCAACAACCAACUACCCGCCACCGCCCCCAAACCCCGAUGGCAGCCGAGCGGAGAGUGCAACCACAUGGCACCAUAUUAUCUCAUUCCACCCGGGCCAGAACCAAUUCUUGCGUGGUUUGGCGAAAGGAACUCGAGUGUAUGUGGAAGCCAACUUUGAGCUCCGGGAUCCGGAGGUUGGCGCAGAUCCGGCUUCACCUCAAGGUCAAAGGCAAAUCUUUUUGAGACAUGAGAACAUCAGAGUACUCCAAGCACCUAGUUCUCCUCGCGACAGCGAGUAAAUAAAGCAUGUAUCGUCUUAUUGUGCCUUUGAUACUCCUCCGUCAUUGCCCUUACACCACUCCGUUGUUUCUGGAUCUUUCGCGGCAUAUGUUAUAUAUACAUAUUAAUUCGACCUUUAUCAUUCUUG
Molecule: messenger RNA, 625 nt
Organism: Serpula lacrymans var. lacrymans S7.9
Lineage: Eukaryota; Fungi; Basidiomycota; Agaricomycetes; Boletales; Serpulaceae
Exons: 5
Coding region: 51-497 (148 amino acids)
Biological process (GO): positive regulation of helicase activity; mitochondrial DNA replication
Cellular component (GO): mitochondrial nucleoid
Molecular function (GO): single-stranded DNA binding
Source: RefSeq, a predicted model, not a curated record